CAUAUCCCCUAACAAUCCCUUCUCUUCUCUAUCUCAUCACUCUCUCCAUAAGUGCUUUUCCAAAAAGCCAGAAAAAUGAUCCCAGCAACAAGUCUUUUCCUAGCCACUUUGCUCCUCACUGCUUCACUUGGCAUCGCAGCCCGACCGGGAUCCGAUGGAGCCUUCUCAGCUGAGCUCAAGAACUCAAAGGACAAAGGUGGUGCUGCUAAUGGUGGUGGUGGUGGGGGUGGCAACAGUGGUGGCAUAGGGGGGUUUUUCCCGCCCGGGUUUGACAUACCAGGGUUCGGAAAGGGUUUUGGAAGCGGUGUGGGUGGCGGAUAUGGAGGCGGGUAUGGCAGUCCGAAUGGAGGGUACUCCAAGGGUGGAACUGUGAGGACUUCUCUUGUGUGUAAAGAAAAGGGUCCGUGCUACAAGAAGAAGCUGACGUGCCCUGCUAAGUGCUUCACAUCCUACAGCCGGUCAGGGAAGGGUUUUGGUGGCGGCGGAGGCGGCGGUGGGUGCACUAUCGACUGCAAGAAAUGUACUGCUUACUGCUAGAUGAAUAGGCUGCUCCUUUUGUUAUGGUACUGCAGCCGGUAGCCGGUAAUAGUUAACUAUAAUUAGUAUGUUUAUGCAUGUGAUGUGAUGUGAUGUGAGCCUUCUAAGUAGACCAUGGAUAUAAAUGGAUUUCUGAGUGCAAGAGUUUCUAUGAGACAAACUCUAUUUUAUUUUCCUGUUAUUUUUCUACUACUAUUUUGAGGGCUUUAAGAGUGAGUUUGGUUUGUGAGUGACCACAAACCUAAAAUAUAUGAUAUGUGAUUUUGCUUUAUCUAAGAGUAAUGUUCUCCUG
Molecule: messenger RNA, 829 nt
Organism: Malus domestica (apple)
Lineage: Eukaryota; Viridiplantae; Streptophyta; Magnoliopsida; Rosales; Rosaceae
Product: glycine-rich cell wall structural protein 2-like
Source: RefSeq, a predicted model, not a curated record